AUGCUCACCAAGACGUACAUCGCCGCGCUUCUCAGCGCCGUUGGCGUGGAUGCCUUCUGGCGCAUGGAAUGCCCUCAUCGGCUCGGUCUAGCACGCAUUGACCCGCUGGUGAACCCCGGCACUGCCUCUGCGCACGCCCAUGCCAUCUACGGAUCGAAUGGUUUCAGUCUUACCUCUGGCUUCGACCAGCUCGCCGGCGGUGACUGCACUUCGUGCCGUGUCAAGCAGGAUAAGUCUGCUUACUGGCACCCGCAGCUUUACUUCAAGGAUGCGGCGACUGGCGAGUUUGAGGAGGUCAAGCCCUCGGCGGCAUGCUUGCCUACUACUUCCUUAAUGGCGAAAACAUUCAGCCAUUCCCCCGGCUUCAGAAUGAUUGCCGGAGACACCAAGCGACGUGACUUUACCGCUCCCUGGGACUACACCGGCCCGGACCCGGAAAAGUCUACGUGGAGAGGCAAGGGCUACGUUGAGCAGAGCAUCCUCAAGCAGCUGGCCAUUGGCGUCAACUGUCUCAACUACGCCAAGCCCGGCGAGCCCACCUUGAUGCGCCACUACCUCCCCGACAAGGCCUUUAUCGACGAGAACUGCCCCGACGGCAUCCGAUUCGAGCUCAUGUUCCCCUCGUGCUGGGUCGGCAACAACGUCAUCACUUCGGCCAACCACCAGGACCACGUCGCCUAUCCCGAUACCGUCAUGGACGGCCCGUGCCCUGCCGACUUCCCCGUCCGCCUGCCCGGCCUCAUGUUUGAAAGUUUCUACAACACGGUCGAGUUCAAGGGUCGCAGCGGGAGCUACGUCCUUGCUAAUGACGACACUCAAGGCUUCGGCUACCAUGGCGAUUUCAUCUCGGGUUGGGACGAGGAGACUCUACGUCAGGCGGUCAACACGUGCACCAACAUGAGCGGAAGGAUUGAUGAUUGCCCCGUUUUCGAGCUCCAGAGCCAAAACGAUGCUGCGCAGUGCAACCUCAACACCCCCAGCCUCCUCUCCUCGGAGAAUGUCUUUGGCCCCAUGGCAGUUCUCCCCGGACUUGGCAAGAUUGUGGAGGACAUUAUCGGCGGUAUCACCGACGGUAUUGCCGAUAUCGUUGAUCCCAUUCUUGGCAAAGGUGACGACGCCCAGCAGGACGCCAGCCCCGGUGGUGGUGUCUUCAAGGAAGAUCCCGUCCCCGUCAACAUUGCAUCGGAGGACACCAAGCCCGAGCCCCAGCCCCAGCCCGAGCCCGAACCCGAGCCGACGACCCAGCAGCCCGAGCCUGAACCGGUCGUUACCCCGGCCCCGGAGCCCGUUGUCGAGGAGAACCUUGAAAAUGUGAUCAGCACCCAGUACGUCCGAGACGGCAACGUGAUGAGCAAGAUUCUCUGGGUUCAGGAAGUCGUCUGGGUCACCGAGUAUUCUCCCGACGCCGAAGUCUCCACCGCGACUGUAGAUGGGUCGGCGCGAAAGGCCAAGCGCUCCCGCCGCCACGCGCAUGGCCAUCUUCACCGCCGCCACUAG
Messenger RNA from Parascedosporium putredinis, 1497 nucleotides. The record is from the annotation of a GenBank genome assembly. Lineage: Eukaryota; Fungi; Ascomycota; Sordariomycetes; Microascales; Microascaceae.